AUGACUGUCUUAUCUCCUGGUGAUAUUCCUACUCCUGCCUCUUCGUCGAGGUUCCUCAACGUCACACAGAAGGUCCACCGCAGGACCAACUCCAGCAGCACCACGGAUGUCAGCCUUCUGGAAUUAAACCCUGAUAAUAGGUCUGAAAGGGGCUAUAGCAGCGAUUCGGGAUUCUUUUCAAAAUUUAUUCGGAAAGCCCGUCUUCUUGGUAGAUAUAAAUCCAAGAAGAUUCCCCACGCCUUGCCCUCAGGAUCACCUGCAGACGUCUCGGUACCAGUCAUCACUGUCGAUACUCCUGAAUCGACAGGGGCUACCAUUACACGAGAGUCAGAAACGGUACAACUUCUUCAGUCAGAAGGAAACAUUCCUCCUCCUCAACCACUCAUUUCCAAUCCGACCGGCUCACGCGGCACAGCUCAGCCUUCGCGUUUGGUGACUUCCGCCCUUCGAUACGAUAUUUUCCAUGCGAACGCUCCCAAACCUACAGUUCGAUCUCCAACUCCUAUACAUAUUCGAGCACGGAUGGAAUCCACCUUGCAGCUCAUGUUUUGUGCCAGACUGUUGAUCGAGGACCAUCAUCUUUCAACAUCUCAAAGCAGGCCCACCGGGGUCUGCGUCCUCGAUGAUGCUGAACGCCAAUGGUUGGACGCCAUUCAGGACGAUCUAUCAGCGCAGACUCGCAUUCGCUGGUUGGUGUCCAAGUUAGUCGCAGAGUUCCUUAAGGAUCCAUCUCCUGGACCUGAAGCUAUCGUUGAAGUAGUUAUCCUUGGUCCCGUUCUUUGUGAAGCCGACUAUCGUGCAUUGCUCUCGUGGUUCAUUGAGCGAUUCGACAAGUCUGCUCUGCUCAAUGACCUUCUUCAAGGAAUGAUCCAACUGCUCCAGUCCGCACCGUCCGGGUUUCUGACUGAUGAUGAUUUGGUCCGCAUCGCGAGCUCUCUUCGCAUGCGCCUAGAAUCCACCCAUGCGCCUGACAGAGCUCAUAUCUACUAUCUGGUUUUUGCAAUCUCCAAGGUCCUAGAGGUCAUGGUCAGGGGAGAGGUCAAGGGUUUGAACCGCCAGCGAGACCAUCAACCGCUUUUGGCAGCUUUGCGCAACCUGAAAGGCGUGGACGAUGACGAGUUUCUCAAGUUCCUAGUCAGCUACGCCUACCAGAUGUCAUUGUAUCUUCCUGACGACGAGACGUCCUUUCAGGCGUUUUUGCGAUACGCCGAGUCGGUUGCAGUCGGAGUUUCGGCUGUCGGAAGCGUCUUCAAGUUGGAUCCCAUGAGUGCCCUUGCUGCUGUAGAUCAUAUCCAGCAAGUUGCUGGCAACGCUAUUGAUCUCGUCAAGUUCAGCGUUGAUGGCGUCCGGGCCUUUCAAGCAACUGCGGAAGGAGCCUCCCAGGCCGCUGAAAUGGCCUACUGGUCCCAGAAAAAGCAGCCCUGGUUUCUCGCCUUACAGGUGGGAUAUUUGUUUGUCCAGGACGGUCGAUUGGUCGAUUUCAACACCCUGGUCUGUGAUGCCACCUGCCAUUACGACGUCAACUUUCAGCGCGGAGUUUGCCAGAUCCUUGGAGAGGUUGCUCUUAACCCGCUAUGGGAUGAUGGGAGUCGUAGGAGUGCCAUUGACUUUCUGGGAGAGCUUUUCAAAACUGACGCAGUCCGGAGGAAAGAUAUCAAGGUCAGGAAGUGGGUUGCGUCCAUUCUUCAACAAAUCUCCAGUUCGACAUCGCCAGAAGUCAGUAGUCAUGCGCGCACAUUGCUUGACGACCUGCAGCAGGAGCACACCUUCGACAUUAAGGAAUGCCGCGCACUGCAUACGCUUUUGCCGAUACCGACAGUGUUCCCUCUUCUCGAGCGAGCAUUGGACAUAGCCGACAUUGAUCACGAGCUAGCUUGCAUUCGGUUCCGAAGCCUCGAAGAGUGUUUACAUCCCAUCUCCAUUCCACUCCGCGCGAAGGCAACAUUGCCGGCACCAGAAAACGAGUCACCUCCUUUGAUGGCGAGAGUGCAAAAGUUCCUACAAUCAAACAAACUUGUCUUCCUGUUACUAGGAGACUCUGGUUCUGGAAAGUCGAUAUUCUGCAGGCAGCUUGAACGGGAACUAUGGAACCAACACCAACACAGCGACGGUGGCAGGAUCCCACUCUACAUCAAUUUAUCUUCCAUCGACAACCCUCACUGCGGCCUCAUCGAAAAAUUCUUGCAACACCACAACAUUUCGGAGCCGAUAAUCCAGAACUUGAAGGACCGUCGACAAUUUGUACUGAUCUGCGACGGAUACGACGAACCUCGCCUUAUUCAUAACCUUCACGCCACCAACGGACUUAAUCGACCGGGACAGUGGAAGGUCAAGACGAUCAUCACCUGCCGCAGUAACUAUCUCAGUCCGGAAUAUCAAGGCCGAUUCUACCCUCUUGGAAACGACAAAUACCAAAACACUUCUGGACUCUUCGAGGAGGCGACCAUUGCUCCAUUCCAGGAGAGCGACAUCCAGGAAUUCGUCAGGCAGUAUGUACUCAACUUUGCCGCCCAAGUGCCUUCCGACAAUCCGUCCGCUCCAAAUUUCGAUGACUACUGGAAGAAACUCUCUGUUAUCCCCAACUUGAUGAACCUAGUCUCGAAUCCGUUCCUGUUGACCCUCGCCUUGAAGGCCUUGCCGUCGCGGUCGAUCGAGGCUCUAGAUUCCAAAGGUCUUCGAGCCAUGCAACACCAUCUCUACGACGGUUUCGUUCAAGAGUGGGUUCGGGUUCAACGCGAUCGACUCGAAGGUACCAUAUCCAAGCAAGAUAUUCGCGCGGCCUUCGACAAUCUUCUCGAGGACGGAUUUGCCCGGCGCGUCACCGAAUACCUCAAGAGACUCGCAAAUGCUAUAUAUGAUCACCAAGGCGGCAAUCCUGUCGUCACGUUCUUACGAAAGGACAAAAAAGGAUGGAAGGUGGAGUUCUUUGGGCCAGAAAUCGAGACCAGAUUGUUACGUGACGCUAGUCCUUUGAAACGAGCAGGAAUAGAAUACCAGUUCAUUCACACGUCAUUGCUCGACUACUUUCGCUCCAUCGCCUUCUUCGAUCCCGACGACUGCGAUGACGGUGACUUUGAUGACGGCGAUGACGGCGAUGACGAUUCCCGAGGCGGGGGAGAUGGCUUCCAUGGCGGCGGAGGAAAUUCUUUGGGCGAUGGUGGCAACGGCCUGGUUGACGACAAUGGCGACUCGACAGGCGGAAACGGGGACUCAACUGGCGGCAAUGCUGAAUCGACAGGCAACAAUGGUGGAUCGUCGGGUGGCAACGGUGGGUCGUCUGGUGGUAAUGGUGGCUCUGCCAGCGGGAACCAAAACUCGUCUGGCGGCGGCGGUAAUUCAUCUGCUGGCAGCGGUGGGAGUUCCACAGGUGGCAACAACGACGGCUCUCGCGGUGACAAGGACAGCUCCAACGGGGAUGAAGAUGGCUCCCGUCGGCCAAAGGAUGAUGCCGGCUCCAAAAGAAAAGGCAACACCACCAAGUCACGUCCCUCCACAUCAAGCGACCUCUUCUCCAAGCACAAUCUUCUCAAGGAACCGUCGGUCCUGGAGUUUUUGGUGGACCGCGCUAUAUCGGAUUCACGCUUGAGGAAGCGGCUGUUCUCAGCCAUCGAGAAAUCUAAGGUGUCCUCCGCUCCUAGCAUGGCCGCGGCGAAUGCCAUCACCAUCUUGCUCAAAUCUGGGAACCUAUUCCAGGAUGCCGUUCUGGACGGCGUCUCUAUUCCAAGCGACUAUAUGUCAAUGGCAACGGGAAGCACGGAGCCGGUUCAGCUGCCUGAGACUGGUGGAGAUCUCAUGAAGGUGUUAAUGACGCCUAUUAUUCCAGCCUCAGCAUCCACUGUUAUUGCCACAACACUCUCUGUCCCUGUUUCAGCUCCCACUGUUCCAUCCCCGAUGAUUUUCUCAACUACGAUCGCCCAAAAGACACCCGAUGCCUCCGUGUACCGAUCAUUGUUCGUGUAUUUAUUUUCUGAUCCUAGCAGUUACAACGACCACGACGAAUUUGCUGCGCAGUCCGAUAUUAGUUCCACUGACCCUGCGUUGCUCGAUGUCGAAAGUCCAUUGUUCAAGCGCAGCCUCCUCACCGAGCCAUCGGUCAUCCACUUCCUGUGCAAGCGAGUCAAGCAGCACCCCGAUUUCGCGAAGCAGCUCCUAGCCGUCAUCGAGCAGUCCAAGGCCGAUGCCACUGCUACCACCGCCGCUGCCAACGCCAUCACCAUCCUUAUCCGAGCCGGGGUCCUUUUCAACGGCGCCGACCUUCGAGGCAUCCGCAUCGCAGGAGCAGAUCUUUCCGACGGUCAGUUCGAUUCCGCGCAGUUGCAGGGGGCCGAUCUGACGGGUGUCAACUUUGCAAGGAGUUGGCUGAGGCAGGUGGAUUUUAGUGAUGCACAGAUGGACGGUGUUCGGUUUGAGGAGCUGGAUGAUGUUCGGUUUGAGAAGCUGCUAUAUCGACAAGAGCGCGAUGCAAUUGAAGUCGUCGCUUUUUCGCCCAAUGGGAAAGUGUUUGCACUCUGUCUAAGCGACGGAGGCCUGAUUACUUACGACACUACAGUAUGGACUCGAGUUCAUCAACACAAAGAAAAGAGUGGUGGGGUGUUGAGUAUCGCCUUUUCACCUGAUAGCAGACACCUUGCGCUUGGGAGCAAAAACGGGCACUGUCGAUUAUGGGAUACUGUUAAUGGCGAGACUUUGUUGUUCAUGGCGGGACACACAGGUUGGGUGAGGUCGGUCGCAUUUUCACCCUACGACAAGCAGAUCGCGUCGGCCAGCGAUGACAGCACGAUUCGGUUGUGGAGCUCGGUGACAGGAGAGUGCUUGUUUGUCUUGAAGGGUCAUGGAAAUAUUGUUUUGAGUGCUAGAUAUUCAGCCGAUGGACGGAGACUUGUUUCGGGCAGCACUGAUAGGACGGUUCGAGUGUGGGAUCCGAAGACAGGAACACAAGAGGCUGACUGGGUGAUCCCUCGUGUUAAUUGUCAGCGCGUGGGCGUUUCUGCAGAUGGAAGGCAGUUCGCCCUCAUGGCUGGUUCGAUGCGUGCCGAGAUUCGACUCGUGGAUGCAAUGACCAGAGAGGCGGGUCUGAUUCCGAACUGUGAUGCCACCUCGCUAACAGAUAUUGCAUUCUAUCCAAUUGGCAUGUCGAUCGACUCGCCGAGUGGGGACAAUACCAUCCUGCUGUAUGACUCGGUGAAUGGGGACAACGCCGUCCGGCUGUGGGAUUCAUCGCAUGGACAACUCAUUUCCAAGUUGUCGGGCCAUAGCAACCAGAUCACCGCCUGUACCUUUUCCCCAGACGGCCUACAAAUCGCUUCAGGAGAUCGGAGCGGGAUUAUACGACUCUGGGAGGUGAACACUAACCGGUCGAGUUCCGCCACACAAGAACUUGCCGCCAAGGUUCGGACUGUGGCAUACUCUCCUGACGGUCUGUUUAUAAUCUCUCAUAGUGGCGACAACAUCAUUCAAUGCUGGAACUCAUCCACAGGAGCUUCCAGAUCCAUUCCGUCAUCGUCCACACCCGAUGUAUACUCGGUCGCGUUAUCACCUAAUGGCCAUUGGUUUGCGGUUGGUUGCAGAGACGGGAAUAUUCGGCUGGUGAACGUCGGGGCCGAUGUUAUCGAGCGCGUUCUCCUCGGAACUUCCGACCACCCAGUUCUUGAUAUGAGUUUUUCACGCUGUAGUCGGUGGUUGGCCUCACGCAACGGUGUAGGGUCUGUACGAUUAUGGGACCUUGAUGGUACCGAUGAUCAAGAGAGGGCCGAUUUGCACUGCCCGGGAGAUUACGUCGCGUUCUCCCCCGUCGAAGAUCAGCUUGCAGUUGGAUUGCCAUCAAGCUCAAAAGUCCCAUCUAGACUUUGUCUUUUCGAUCCCCGAGUCACAGACCUCCGCCAACCUUUGAAGGAAGUGACUUUAUCAGGCAGGCUAAACUCAAUGGACUACUCGCCAGAUGGCCAACGACUCGUACUUGGUACUGAUGCCUCCUCGGUCCUGCUCUGGGACCUUCAAUCAGACAAGCUUGAUAUCAACCUCGAAGGUCACACUGGCAUGGUGCUCAGCGUCGCCUACUCUCCAUGUGGCAAGUGGAUCCUUUCAGGAAGUCGCGACAAGACGGUGCGUCUCUGGUCAGGCGGGGUCGACAGUUGGUCCUGUGUUGCUGUUGUCUGUGGAUGUUCAGAGGCCGUUACAAGCGUAUCAUGGAAUCCGGUGGUCCCCUUAGAGUUUGUCGCUGGUUCCGAUGAUGGGUCUGUUCGAGUGUGGCGUAUUUCGGUUGCCGAAGAAGGAGACGUUUCGGUCCGUAUGCGCUGGGGCUCUCACAUCGGGCGGCUGUGCACCGCGAAUCUGAAUUUCAAGGGAGCCGUUGGUCUCAGUCCGAUCUAUCGCAAGUUGUUGGUCUAG
This is a messenger RNA of Linnemannia hyalina, 6387 nucleotides long. The record is from the annotation of a GenBank genome assembly. Lineage: Eukaryota; Fungi; Mortierellomycota; Mortierellomycetes; Mortierellales; Mortierellaceae.